Molecule: messenger RNA, 1102 nt
Organism: Paramecium sonneborni
Lineage: Eukaryota; Ciliophora; Oligohymenophorea; Peniculida; Parameciidae
Source: the annotation of a GenBank genome assembly
AUGAGUAAAAAACAUUUAGUCGAGGAGAUGAUCAUUAUUAGAGAAGAAAUGAGAAAUAUAAAUGUAAAUAUAUAAAUUUUAAUAAAGAAUAGAAUAUAGACAACAAACUCCACUAAAAUUUUUGAAUUCACACCUCAUUAAAAUAAAAAUUAAAAGAUUAGAAAAUAUUGUUAUUAAUUGAUUGCUUUAAAACCUAAAUUAUUCAUUAAAUAUUUUAUAUCAGAAUAAUAUAUACAUGAAUUACUGAAAAAAAUGGAUUAUGAAAAAUUGCUUCAAAUUUCAUUGAAAUUUAUCGUUAAAUAUUUAUAAUGUUAAGAAAAUUCAGAAAUUUAAUAAAAUCAUUCGAAUUCACCAAAUAAUAUUAAAGAUGUUCAAAAAGUUAAUAAAAUAAUUAGAGAUAUUGUUUCGCCAAUAAAGACAAAAAUUAUUUCAUAAUCAUAAUUCUUUGAUAAUUAGUUNACCUAAGGAUGAUUAUUUAAAAAUUGAAAAUGCUAGAUUAUAAGAAGAAAUUAAAAAUACUAAAAUAUAACAUCAUGAACUUUAAGUUAAAUAUGAAGAGUUGUAAAAAAGAAAGAGAAAAGAAAAAAUAGUUAAAGAAAUCGAAUAUAAAGAAAUACCAAAAAUUAUAGAAGUUCCUAGAGAUGUGAUUAAAGAAGUAGUAAAACCUUUUGAAGUUGUUAAAGAAGUAAUUAAAGAAGUAGAAAAACCAUCAUAAAUGAAUACAAAAGAAAUUCCAAUUUAUAUACCUUAAUAUAAAGAAGUAACAGUUAAUAAAGAAGUGCCAGUUUAUAAAGAGAUUUAAGUUGAAAAGGAAGUUAAAGUUUAUAAAGACAUUCCUGUUUAUAAAGAUGUACCAGUUUAUUAUGAUGUUCCUGUUUAUAGAGAUGUUCCUAUAUAUUAGAAAGUACCUGUUUAUAAAGAAGUACCAGUAUAUUCUGAACCAGUUAAUGUAUAUAGAGAAAUUCCAAUCAUUAAAGAAAUUGAACGCAUUCCUGAAACUAUUGUUGAAUAUCCAAAUUUAUAAAGAACAAAAAGGGUUAUUUCACCCAAUCAAAAUUGUAGAACAUAUAUAAGAUCUCCUUAUUCAAGAGGAGAAUAUUGA